GGCGCCAUGGCGGGCAAGGGCGGCAGCUCCUGCUCGGACCGGCACGCCCGCCUCCUUCUGGCCCAGAUUAACCGGCUGCGGGCCGGGCAGAGCUUCUGCGACGUGCGGCUGGAGGUGGGCCCGGAGGCGUUCGCCGUGCACCGCCUGGUGCUGGCGGCUAGCAGCCCUUACUUCGCGGCGCUCUUCGCGGGCGGCAUGAAGGAGUCGGGCCGGGACGUGGUGCGGAUCGCGGGCGUCGAGGCGGGCACCUUCCACACGCUCCUCGACUUCAUCUACACAGGGGCGGUGAGCAUCGGGGAGCACAACGUGCAGGAGCUGAUCGUCGCCGCCGACAUGCUGCAGCUGACCGAGGUGGUGGAGCUCUGCUGCGAGUUCCUGAAGGGGCAGAUCGACCCGCUGAACUGCAUCGGCCUCUUCCAGUUCUCCGAGCAGAUCGCCUGUCACGACUUGAUGGAGUUCACCGAGAGCUACAUCCACGGGCACUUCCUGGAGGUGCAGAGCGGGGAGGAGUUCCUGGCGCUGACCAAGGAGCAGCUGGUGAAGAUCCUGAGAAGUGAGGACCUGAGCAUCGAGGACGAGUACCAGGUUUUCAUAGCGGCGAUGCAAUGGAUUUUGAAGGAUGUGGGGAAAAGAAAGAAAUACGUGGUAGAAGUACUGGAGCCUGUGCGAUUCCCUCUGCUGCCAGCACAAAGGCUGCUAAAAUACAUAGAAAGCAUUCCAGAUUUCAGCCUUCGGGUGGCCCUGCAAACUCUGCUGAAAGAAUAUUGUGAAGUCUGUAAAUCUCCCAAAGAGAACAAGGUCAGCAGUUUUCUGCAAGCUUCUAAAGGUCGUCCCCGGAGGAAAGCCAGGAAGUACCUUUAUGCAGUAGGUGGGUACACCCGACUGCAAGGAGGACGCUGGAGUGACAGCAGAGCCCUCAGCUGUGUGGAGCGAUUUGACACCUUCAGCCACUACUGGACCACAGUGUCCUCCCUCCACCAAGCCCGAAGUGGGCUGGGGGUGGCUGUGGUGGGAGGAAUGGUCUAUGCCAUUGGAGGUGAGGACAACUCGAUGAUUUUUGACUGCACAGAAUGUUAUGAUCCUGUCACUAAGCAGUGGACCACUGUGGCUUCCAUGAACCAUCCCCGUUGUGGACUGGGAGUGUGCACGUGCUACGGUGCUAUAUAUGCCUUGGGAGGUUGGGUUGGAGCAGAGAUUGGCAACACAAUUGAAAGAUUUGAUCCUGAAGAAAACAGUUGGGAUGUGGUAGGAAGCAUGCCUGUGCCCCGUCACUGCUUUGGGUGCUGUGAAAUGCAAGGUUUAAUUUAUGUUGUUGGUGGUAUCAGCAAUGAAGGAGUAGAGCUCCGUUCUGUCGAAGUCUACGACCCAGUAUCUAAACGCUGGUCUGAGCUUGCUCCAAUGGGCACCCAAAGAGCCUAUCUUGGUGUGGCUGCUCUCAACGAUUGCAUCUAUGCUGUUGGAGGCUGGAAUGAAUCUCAGGAUGCACUUGCUACUGUAGAAAGAUACUCCUUUGAAGAGGAAAAGUGGGUUGAAGUUGCACCAAUGAAGAUACCAAGAGCUGGUGUCUGUGUUGUGGCUGUGAAUGGAUUUCUUUACGCCUUAGGAGGCCGAGCUCCCAGUCAUGAUUUUGCUGCUCCAGUAACCUCUGACUCUGUUGAAGUUUAUAACCCUCAUAUGGACAGUUGGACUGAAAUUGCCAACAUGAUCACCAGCCGCUGUGAAGGAGGUGUAGCUGUGCUGUAAAACAAAGAAGAAAACUCAUUCAAGGAAUGAGUAAAUCUGUCUUCUCAGAUUUCCGGGUUCAUUUAACAGAAACCUCUUCUAACACAGGAGCUUUAGUAGAGACAGUGGGAACUAGAUCAGAGGGCUCUUCCUGAGCAGAAGUGUUGAAGCUCUUGCCCUUCAAAGUAAAUGGGCUUAUCCAAUGUCUGUCUUGGGGAGUAUUCUGUGAAGAGUAGAAAUGCCUCUUAAGACUGGAUUAAGCUCACUGAAAUAAAUGGCGAAUUUGUCCCGCAAAAUUCUGAAGAAAUCAUUCCAGCACGUUAGAGAAGUUAGUCAGGUUGUUAGCUCUCUGGGGUGCACCAAAGCUAGCAUCUUUAGCUGGCCUUACAAUCUGGAAGUAGGCUACUAUAGACAGCCAGGAGUUAUCUGUGGGUAAGAGCACAUGUGCUAUUUGGUUGGCUUCAGUUGUCCUUUUCUGGAGGAAAACAAGGAAAAGAAGGUAACAGAUAAGGAAAACUUGGUACCUCUACUUAUGACCAUGAUGCAUUUGAGCCUCUUUGCUGCUGCUGGAUGUGACAGGCAUUUAAUAUGACCUGGGUAUUUACUUUCUGGCCACUCCACUAAUUUGGAUAGUGAGUGGCUGAGAAUUUGCUGUUCUGGAAGGUUAUUCUCACUGUUCUAAUGUCAUUCCACCUCAGCACAGGCUUUUCUUCUCAGUGGUAUCAGUGAUGACAGUAGAGCUCAUUUUUGUGUAAGCUCUGAUGGAUUUUAAAUGGAAAUGCUAUUAAUUAGAGUUGCUCUUCUGUUUAGGACUGCUCUCAGUAUAAAAAUACAGGGAAAGGCUUUUGCCCUUUCCCCUUCUCCCUAUAGUUCAAUGUGUUUUUACCCUGUGAGACACAUGCUGAGACUUGGCAUUGGAAUACAUGCUCUUCGACAAGUCACACACGUUCAUCUUUCCUACAUCUUGUAUCCCACCUCUUCCAGAUGUGAGCAGAUGGAGAUUUUUGUGAUGGAAUUGGCUGCAAUCAGCAUUAAAUUGAUGCUAUUAAGAGCGUUUUGUCUUCAGGAGUUGGUAGUUAGCUUGGAUACACUUGGUAGAACAAUACUACUAGGAGUUUGGAGUUACUUCUAGAUUAAUUAACAUACUUGAAGUUGCUUUUUGCACAGUAAGACUGCGUUUUCUGCACAGCUGUGGAUGAUUUGGAUGAAGUCUGGAAAUAAGGCUGCUUGAACUUUGAUGGACAGUGUUAUUCUAGAACACAAAACCACAACUGGAAUGUCACAAAACAGGAAGCCUGCAUGGUGCACACAAGCAUCCGUGCUGUCUAGGUCAACAUCCCCUGUGUACAUUUAACAAAUUAAUACACUAAUAAAAACCUCCAAGAUGGAUGUUGCAGGUACCUUAAGAAUCUAGUCUUACAUUCUGACAUUGGGCUGGGAGACUGCCAGGCUAAAACAUGCUAGAUGAUGGAGCAUUUGUUUGAUUGUUCUAUGAUCUUGUGUGUGCUUUUACUUCAAAAGGAUUUCAUAUAUGUGUGAACUAAUAUUUUUUUUCCCCCAAGUUUAAGCUUGUUUUAAACAGUUUUUCAUAAUAAAAUGUAUUUUCAGAACCA
Messenger RNA from Apus apus (common swift), 3335 nucleotides. RefSeq names its product intracisternal A particle-promoted polypeptide (gene IPP). The record is from RefSeq and is a predicted model, not a curated record. Gene Ontology annotation, molecular function: actin binding. The transcript has 8 exons. Lineage: Eukaryota; Metazoa; Chordata; Aves; Apodiformes; Apodidae. Bases 7 to 1743 code for a protein of 578 amino acids.